Messenger RNA from Rubroshorea leprosula, 2428 nucleotides. NCBI's taxonomy places the organism in Eukaryota, Viridiplantae, Streptophyta, Magnoliopsida, Malvales, Dipterocarpaceae. The record is from the annotation of a GenBank genome assembly.
UAUAUCCUGAUUCUCACUCAAUUCUUCCUCCAGUAAAUUUCUACAAAUGGAUCAAAAGGCGGUGCGAAGGAACUUGAAGCGGAAGCUGGAACAGGAUUUUGGAGAAGAGAAAGAAGGUCGGAAGGCGCCAAACGUUGUUGAGACUGCAGAGACUAACCAAGAUCUCCCUCGUCAGAUCCGCGCUCAUGUAGAUCUACUCAACUCCACUUUCUCUUCUGCAGAAGCUGAUCGCGCCGCCGCUAAGGCAGCUGCUCAGUUUCUCUCCGAUCUCGCUAAAGACGAGGAACUUGUAGAUUUGAUUGUGGAGUGUGGAGCUGUACCUGCUUUAGUAAGGCAUCUUGAGGAGCCGCCGCCGUCGAGAGAUGGUGACCGUAGUAAAAAACACUACGAGCACGAGGUGGAGAAACGAACUGCAUUCGCACUUGGACUUCUUGCCGCAAAGCCGGAGCAUCAACAACUCAUAGUAGAUGCUGGAGCUCUGCCUUUUUUGGUGAACUUGUUAAAAAGACAUAAGAGUGGCAGUAAAUGUUAUGCAUUGCACGGUGUUAUCAAGAAGGCUGCUGAUGCAAUCACCAACCUUGCUCAUGAGAAUCCUAGCAUUAAAAACUGUGUCAGGAUUGAAGGUGGAAUCCCUCCUCUUGUUGAGUUGCUUGCCUUUCUUGAUACAAAGAUGCAGAGGGCAGCUGCAGGGGCCUUGAGAACCCUUGCCUUUAAGAAUGAUGAGAACAAAAAUCUGAUAGUGGAAUGUAAUGCCUUACCCACUCUUGUCUUAAUGCUUUGCUCUGAGGAUGUUGCAAUACGUUAUGAAGCGGUUGGUGUGAUUGGCAACCUGGUGCAUUCAUCUCCAAAUAUAAAGAAAGAAGUUCUUGCUGCUGGAGCAUUGCAACCUGUUAUUGGACUACUUAACGCCACCUGUUUGGAGACACAAAGAGAAGCAGCUUUGUUGCUUGGUCAAUUUGCUGCAGCUGAUUCUGAUUGCAAGGCGCACAUUGUCCAAAGAGGAGCUCUUGGGCCAUUGAUUGGGAUGCUUAGUUCUUCAGAUGUGCAACUGAAGGAAAUGUCAUCAUUUGCUCUUGGCCGGUUGGCUCAGGACAUACACAACCAAGCUGGCAUUGCCCAAAGUGAUGGAAUUGUGCCGUUGCUUAAGCUUCUAGAUAUGAAAAAUGGAUCUCUGCAACACAAUGCUGCAUUUACUCUAUAUGGUCUUGCUGAUAAUGAGGAUACUGUGCCAGAUCUUAUCAGGACUGGAAUUGUUCAGAAGCUCCAAGAGGGAGAGUUCACUUUUCAGCAAACUAAAGAUUGUGUCGCAAGGACAUUUAAAAGAUUGGAGGAGAAGAUUCAAGGACGAGUAUUGUAUCGCCUCUUAUAUCUGAUGCGAGUUUCAGACAAGGUUGUUCAAAGACGAAUUGCUUUGACGCUUGCUCAUCUCUGUGCCCCUCAUGAUCAAAAGACCAUUUUUAUUGAUAAUAAUGGGUUGGAGCUGCUGCUGGGGCUCAUUGAAUCUGCAAGCUUGGAGCAGCAAAAAGAUGGUUCAAUUGCAUUAUACAAGUUGGCUACUAAAGCCACUUCACUCUUGCCCAUGGACACAGCUCCUCAGUCACCAAUUCCACAGGUCUAUUUGGGUGAACAGUACGUAAAUAAUCCUACAUUAUCUGAUGUUACAUUCUUAGUUGAAGGUAAGCGGUUCUAUGCUCACAGAAUUUGUCUACUUGCUUCCUCUGACGCAUUCCGUGCAAUGUUUGAUGGUGGAUACCGGGAGAGAGAUGCUAAAGCUGUGGAAAUUCCGAACAUUAGAUGGGAGGUUUUUGAGUUGAUGAUGAGGUUUAUAUACACAGGAUCAGUAGACGUGAACAUUGAUGUUGCUCAGGACCUCCUCAGGGCUGCUGAUCAAUAUCUUUUGAAUGGCCUUAAGCGGCUCUGUGAAUGUACCAUUGCACAGGAUAUUACUGUUGAAAAUGUUUCACUUAUGUAUGAGUUGGCAGAUGCCUUCAACGCCAUGACUUUAAGGGAAGCAUGCAUUCUUUUCAUAUUGAACCAAUUUGAAAGAUUGAGUACAAAGCCAUGGUAUUCAUGUUUGAUCCGUCGUAUCAUACCAGAUAUGCGCAAUUACUUAACAAAAGCACUCACAAGCCGGUCCACGCUGAGCUGAAGCAACUGUUAAUAUUUCAGCCAAAAUUUUGACGUUCGAGUUGGACCAUCAUGAAGUUGGUGGAGCAUGUAUAGCUAAUUAGAGCUUAGAUCACUGUCUUUUGGCUGAGCUAGGAAGAUUUGUUUUCUUAGUUGUAUUGUGUAAAGAACACUAGAUAAAAAAAAAUCAUGUUAUGUAAUAUGUACAUUGCUAGAUUUUUCACUAUAAUGCCUUAAUUUUAGUUGAUUCUUAAAUGUUGCUCUAAAAUUUUAUUUUCAAGAAUACAAAUGUUAUUACCAG